AUGGAGGAGUAUGGUCUCCAUGAAGGGGCAGUUGUAACUGUUGACUGGUCAGUAACAGUACUAGUAACAUUUGGCGAAAAAAGCUGCUCGUACAUUUUGCGGUCAAGUUACUCUGUUGGCCAACUUAAAGAGCUUCUGGCGGUUGAUACGGGUUUACAUCGGUUUGAACAACACCUUGGUUUUUAUGGCACUGUUCUUAGUGACGAGAAGAUGUUAUCCGAGUACUUGACCCCAGAGACGGAAGAUAAAAUGAGCAUUACUCUCACCUGUCAGCCCUGGAAAGUGUUAGUGCUGCUGCCUAGCGGUACUUUAAAAGAUUAUAAAAUUUCACCAAAUACAAAAGUGGCGUUUUUAAAAAGUCAAAUAGAGGAACAUGAAAACAUUCCUGUUGCACGACAGAUCUUACAAAUUGAUCAAAACGAUUUAGCCGACGACGGAUUGCUCUGCGAAUCAAUGAUACCAUCAAAUAGUAUUCUCUACCUGAAGGAACAGAUUGCCCUAAAGUAUUCCUCAAACUGGACACCUGUCAGUGCCAGAUGGAAGCCUUGCUUUGAAGAACUUCUGCAGGUCAGCGACGGGAACUUGAAGGAAGUGAACAACGUAUGUUUCAGCACAAAGGUGGACAGGUUUAAAAUCGGAUUCGGGAACAAAACUGAGGUGUUUCUGGGUAUUCGGCAUGAUGGCAGAGAGGUCGCCGUAAAAAGAUUCCCCAGGUCCAUGUCACAGAAUUUCAAGAACGAGAAAAGCGUAUUAACUACAUUAGAUUCCCCAAAUAUCAUCCGGUAUCUUGAUAUUGCCAUGGACGACGAGUUUCUGUACCUGAUUCUUGAGCUUGGGGAGUUUACUCUCAAUGAAUUCAUAUCUACAGAUGAGUACAAACAAAACCAGACCAACAUCUCCCGAGAUCUCGUGGGGCAGAUCUUGGAGAGCCUCAGAACCUUACACACUGGGCACAACGUUAUUCACAUGGACAUCAAGCCCCAUAACGUUCUUUUAGAUGUCAGCAACCGUGCAAAAUUAUCUGAUUUUGGCAUAAGUGUGGUCCUCCCGGAUAAUCAGAGCACUUUCUACACUACUGCUAAAGGGACAUACCACUGGGUGGCAAAAGAGAUACUUGAUAGCGCCACUGGGAAAGUCAAAUACAAGAAGAAUGCCGAUAUUCAGGUAGCCGGGAUGUUAGUCUACUACACAUUAACAGGUGGCAUACACCCAUUUAUGCCCAAUGGCGAGGCCGACGUGUUUCUGUGUAACAAGAACGUUCAAGAUGGAAAACAUGACCUUUCAGCCUUGGACGACAUCGUUGGGAGACAUUUAGUGGACUGGAUGCUGCAGCCAGACCCUGAGCUGAGGCCGACCAUUGAGGAGGCACUGGCGCACCCGUUCUUUUGGAAUGUGGAUAUGAGGUACCGUUUUCUUGGUGUUUUGGGGGACGAGAAGGAAGUGAAAGAAAGUUGGAAACGACAGCCACAUUCCGUAACGUUGACACUGGAUGGGUUGACGGUAUCCGUGUUUAACACAGUACCGCACUGGAAAGACUUGCUCGAUCAAGCUGUUUAUGACGAAGUUUCAAAACCAGUGAGGAAUGGCUACAGGUCUACCAUAUGCGGACUUCUUCGAUUUAUACGAAAUGUGGACGUCCAUCUCAAAGAUCAGCCGCCUGCUAUACAAGCCACUGUAGGUAAUCCCAUGACGUAUUUCACCGCCAAGCUGCCUUUUGACGAGCUGUUCCUGAGGGUUUACAAAACUGUGAGAGACACCCGGUCGUCUGCUGAUGACUGGACGGUUAGAGGGUCACUGAAGGAAUUCUUUCCAGCAUAAUGUUAAUAAAUCAAGAUGCCAAAAUGGAAGAUGUAAGUCGUAAAGAAGCGACGCAAUAUGAGGAUUUCAACAGCCAUUUUGAUUAAAUCUUUUAUUCAAAAUUGACCUCAUAAGAGACUUAAGGGUAA
Molecule: messenger RNA, 1946 nt
Organism: Lingula anatina
Lineage: Eukaryota; Metazoa; Brachiopoda; Lingulata; Lingulida; Lingulidae
Biological process (GO): intrinsic apoptotic signaling pathway in response to endoplasmic reticulum stress; IRE1-mediated unfolded protein response
Cellular component (GO): IRE1-TRAF2-ASK1 complex
Molecular function (GO): RNA endonuclease activity; protein serine/threonine kinase activity
Source: RefSeq, a predicted model, not a curated record